UCUCUUCAUCAUAGGGAAAUGAAAUUUCGUGGAUAAAUUGGAAAAUGUGUAGGAUGUUUUGUUUCUUUGCCUGCGAACAUUUACGGAAAUCUCAAGUAGGGUUUUCUUUCUUUGAAGAACUUCAUUGGUUGAAAUGGAUUCAACUUCUUUAGUUCAGGGUCAUGCACGUGUGACUGUAACGCCAAAACACCCCGAUGCCUGCUGGUUGUAGUUGCACAGAGCUAGAUACCCCUUUCUGAAGGAGGAAUCACGUUUCUUGGAUUUAGCUAUACCAGCUGUAAGCCUACUAUUAUUUGCUAUUUUACUCACAUCUGGCUCUUUUUGCGACUGUACGGCAGGUUGAGAAGUUCGUUCGGGAAGCACGAGCUAGUCUCCUGCUAGCAGCAUAAAAGUUUGUUAGCUCAUGUUAGCAGUUAGCUAACUUGCUAGCUAGCGCCUUGUUUGCGUGCUAACUAGGUAACGUUAGUUAAAUAAAUGUGCUCGCAACGGUUGCAUGAUUUUGCAGAACAAACCACUGGCUUUGUCCAGUGCUACGUUGCCAGGUGAUCAAUUCACUAGCUAACGUUACCUAGCCUAUGUUAGUUAUUCAGUUCCGGAUGCAACUGGAAUAACCAGCAAUGCAACUGAUCAGCUGGCUGGACUAGCUAAAUAACUAAGGACACUUUGCUAAAAUGCUGUGGUGGUGAACAAAGCAAUGGAAGCUUGUUUCAAGUCGUUCGCGAUGGGUGGUCUUCGGAGAUCUCUGGAAAUUAAAUUCAGGGUCCUCACCUGCUGUUUGACCUGCAGAACAGUGAGUUGUUCCAGAUCACCUUUAAAGUGCCAACUCUCCAAGCAUCUGCCGGUGACGAGAGGGAAAGCAACACUGUUGCAAUCAAGUCCGUCUGCAUAUUUCAUUCGCCAUAGAGUAACUGAGGCGUCCCUCUCCAGUGUGGCUCCUGCUUUUGUUGUGAUGAAAUUUGACAAAGAUGGGAAUGUAACCUCGUUUGAGAAGAAAAAGAUGGAGCUGUAUCAAGAGCUGAGUCUGCAGGCCAGAGACCUCAGGUUCCAACACCUCACCAGCAUCAACGCUAGGAACAACAACAUCAUCAUUCGCAUGGAGGCCUUGAAGGCAGUAGUGACCCCCAAUAGCCUGUUGGUGUUGGAUUUCCGAGGUCUGGGAUUGGAGAGAUGGCUGGUCCUGGAGUUGGCUCCACAGUUGAACGGGGAUCAUGGAGCUAUGGCCACUCAUUCACUGCCAUUUGAGUUCAGAGCCCUUGAAGCUAUUCUGCAGCAUAGGGUAAACACCCUUCAGGCUCGGCUGAAUGAGGUUCACCCUGUCAUCCUGGACAUUCUAGAGUCUCUUGUGGAUCCUAAACUACUCUCUGCAGAUCGCAGCAAACUGCAUAUACUUCUUCAGAACCGCAAGAACCUGUCAGAGCUGGAGACAGACAUCAAGGUCUUCAAGGACAGUCUGUUGAAGAUCCUAGACGAAGAGGAGAUGAUCGAAGAGCUUUGUGUCACCAAGUGGACGGAUCCACGUGUGUUUGAGGAGAGCAGUCUGGGCAUUGAUCAUGCUGAGGAGAUGGAGCUUCUCCUGGAGAACUACUUCAUGCAGGCUGAGGAGCUGGGCAACACGACCAGGGAGCUCAAGGGCCUGAUAGACGACUCCGAGAGUGUUAUCUUCAUCAACCUGGACAGUCACCGGAACGUGAUGAUGCGUCUGAACCUGCAGCUUACCAUGGGGACCUUCUCACUCUCCCUAUUUGGCCUGAUGGGCGUCGCCUUCGGGAUGAACUUGGAAUCCACGUUUGAGGAGGACCCCAAGGUGUUCUGGCUGGUGACAGGCUUCAUGUUCCUGGGUAGUGGACUAAUCUGGAGGAGACUGCUCUCGUUCCUUGGUCGACACUUGGAGCCUACCGUCCCACCACAGAUCCCAACAGUUUGGAAGAGAAACCAAAUAAACUCAAAAGGAGCAGAGGUGAAGAGUGGACUAAGAUGAUAGUUCCUUGUUGCACCACCGCUCUGCUGAGGAAUCUGAACUGUUUGACUGUUCCCUCUCAUUAAGAAGUAAUUGCAGAGGAGUGCUUUUUCCCCCCCUUCAUAAUCUCAAUAUCAAUUUUUGCCAUUGUUUUAAAACUGUUGUAAGCAGUGUUCAUGUAUUUAUUAUCAUGGAUAUAUUAUUAGCUAGCACACAGUAUACCUCCAGCUGUAUUCAAGAAUACUGCACCAAUUUUUACUGUCCAAAAACAUGGUCCCACUCCCCCACAAUACUACUGUUCACCAAAACCACUGUUCACAAAAGGUUUUCCCUGACUAUACAGCUAAUAAAUAAAGGUAUUGAGUACUGAACAAUCUCAAACUUUUAAAUAACUAAAACCCAAGAUACACCAUAUAUACAAAAGUAUGUGGACAGCUCUUCAAAUUAGUAGAUUCGGCUACUUCAGCCACACCCGUU
This is a messenger RNA of Coregonus clupeaformis (lake whitefish), 2434 nucleotides long. RefSeq names its product magnesium transporter MRS2 (gene mrs2). Gene Ontology annotation, cellular component: mitochondrial inner membrane. The record is from RefSeq and is a predicted model, not a curated record. The transcript is spliced from 11 exons. Bases 695 to 1978 code for a protein of 427 amino acids. Gene Ontology annotation, biological process: mitochondrial magnesium ion transmembrane transport. Gene Ontology annotation, molecular function: magnesium ion transmembrane transporter activity. NCBI's taxonomy places the organism in Eukaryota, Metazoa, Chordata, Actinopteri, Salmoniformes, Salmonidae.